ACCCACCCACCCACUACCACCACAGCAUAUGCUCCUACAGUCCGACCUCAAAAACCCCCAAAAACUCUGGACACAGCGAGACUUUUUAAUCCCACCCGUUCUUUUGAUUGAUCCCACUUGGGGUUUCUCGCAGUAAAACCGACUCCGGGAGGGGAUCGGAGGUCUGCCUUUCUCCGCCGUGGAAGAUGAUGAAUUUUCCGAUGAUACUUUCUUGAUUCUCCUCUCCCCUUUCUUUGAAUAUAUUUAUAUAUUUAGGAAAGAAAAAAAAGCUUCUUUUUUGUCCUGGGUUAAUGAUUCCCACUACAGUGUGCAAAAAACAAAGAAACCUUCGUUUUGCGUGCUUCUCUUUCUUUCCUCCGUGUUCUACAAAAAGGGCAAGACUUUGAUUGGAUUUUGCUGUUCCAGUUGGUGAAUUGGCUGAAUCGGAGUUGCCCACCCUGUUAUUUUACUCUAUUUUGCCUUAAAUUUCAGUUGGUGUGAAUGGGUCUGGUCUCAAGCUGCCAAGGCAAUUUUCUUGAAGAUGUCUAUGAGUUCUAACAUCCAUGUAAUGAAGGGAAGCUUCUCCUCUAAGGUCAGGCUGAAGAAGGCUAGAGAUUCCCCGCAUGACGGGUUGAACUGGAGAAGGAACUUUUGGGUGCUGUGGCUCUUUCUUGUUGCGAUUGGAUUCAUUUGGUUGCUGAUUAGCUCUUCGUAUGGGGGUUUGAGGAGGAGUAGGGAGAGCUCGCCCGAAUUGGAUGGAAGCAAAGUCAGGUUUUUGCUUCAGCAUUUCAAUGUCAGCAGGGACGAACGUCGAGCUCUAGCUUCCUAUUUUGUUGACACAGAUCUGAUUUCAUUAUUAAAACGUAGCGGAAACCUGAGAUAUGAAUCUAGUCUUGUUACCGCCGUCACUUGCGUUCUCAAAGUAUUAACUUCAGAAAACCAAUGUUAUGAGCAGCAAUGUGAAUUGGCAGAGAAACUAGAUGCAUAUGGACUGUGUCCUGUUUCAGAUCAGAAAACCAUUAGGCUUAUCAACUCGGUUCUACAACAGACAUCUGCACCAUUUGUUUCACAUUGUGUACCAUCUUCAGUCUCACCACACCAUCAGUUUUCUGGAAAGGAAACAUUGCAAGUGAGAGCAAUUGGAGAUCAGUGCAAGGAUAUAGCCUUCUGUUUCACAAAGGUAUGCUGGUGGAUCCUUCUUGGCAUUGCUGUCUGCUGGAAACUAAGAUGGUUGCAUGGAGAGUCAGGUGGAAACGAACAACAGAGAGUAGCCGUGCAGCAAGAGUUGGCUCAGCAACCUCAGCUACUGCAACACCUGCAACAGCAGCAAGCUCAUGUUGCCUCUAGAGUCGCUCGAAGGUGGAGGGAAAAGCUUCUUGUUUUUUUUGUAUCAUGUGGUGUGAUAGGAUCCAUCGGGAUAUUCUGGAAAAUGAACAAAGAUGCCACAUUGGAAAGGAAAACCACACUGGCGAGCAUGUGUGAUGAACGAGCACGAAUGCUGCAGGACCAGUUUAAUGUCAGUAUGAACCAUGUCCAUUCACUGGCUAUUCUCGUCUCCACAUUUCAUCAUGGAAAGAAACCUUCAGCUAUAGAUCAGAGAACUUUUGAAGAAUUCACUGAGAGAACAUCAUUUGAGAGACCACUGACAAGUGGUGUGGCUUAUGCACUAAGGGUUCUCCACUCAGAAAGAGAAAAUUUUGAGAAGCGGCAGGGAUGGUCAAUCAAGAAAAUGGAAGCUGAGGAUCAAACUCUGGCCCAAGAAUAUAUGCCUGGGAACUUGGAUAAUGCUCCGGAUCGAGAUGAAUAUGCACCAGUCAUAUUUUCUCAACAAACUGUCUCCCAUAUCGUGUCCAUUGAUAUGAUGUCUGGAAAGGAAGACCGUGAAAACAUAUUACGCGCUAGGGCAUCUGGGAAGGGAGUCCUGACAUCACCUUUUAAGUUAUUGAAGUCCAAUAACUUAGGUGUAGUGCUUACAUUUGCUGUAUAUAACACUCAUCUUGCUCUCUCUGCUACACCAGAUCAACGUAUUAGUGCAACUGUUGGGUAUAUCGGUGCUUCUUAUGACGUUCCCUCAUUAGUUGAGAAGCUUCUACACCAGCUUGCCAGCAAACACACUAUUGUUGUGAAUGUUUACGAUACAACAAACACAUCUGCUCCAAUGAAAAUGUAUGGCACAGAUGAGGGUCAGAUGGAUUUCCUCCAUGUUAGCAGCCUUGAGUUUGGAGAUCCUGCUCGGAAGCAUGAGAUGCAUUGCAGAUUCAAACAUAAACCUCCCCCACACUUGAUAGCGAUAGCAGCUUCUUUUGGAGCUCUUGUCAUCACUUUGCUUGUUGGCCAAAUAUUCCAUGCUGCCUUCAAUCGGAUUGCUAAAUUUGAACGCGACUAUCAGAAGAUGAUGAAGCUCAAACAUCGUGCUGAGGCUGCAGAUAUUGCUAAAUCCCAGUUUCUUGCUACAGUUUCUCAUGAAAUCAGGACUCCAAUGAAUGGCGUGCUAGGCAUGAUUCAGAUGCUGAUGGAUACAACUCUUGAUGCCACUCAACGGGACUAUGCGCAGACUGCUCAUGCUAGUGGGAAGGAGUUGAUAACAUUAAUCAAUGGGGUGUUGGAUCAGGCUAAAAUUGAAUCGGGGCGACUUGAGUUGGAAGCUGUACCUUUUCAUAUAAGAGCAGAGCUUGAUAAUGUCUUGUCACUUACAUCCGGAGGAUCUCAUGAAAAAGGAAUUGAGUUGGCUGCUUAUGUUUCUGAUCAGGUCCCAGAAAUGGUUGUUGGAGAUCCUGGAAGGUUCAGACAAAUAAUUGUGAAUCUCGUUGGAAACUCAAUCAAGUUCGCAAAAAACAAAGAGGGGCAUGUGUUUGUGACAGUACAUUUAGUAGAUGAAGUGAGGUGUCCGCUUGAUGUGAAGGACGAAGUCCUGAAACAAAGCUUACCAUCACUAGUUCAGGACACCACAAACUCAUCUUUCAACUCUCUGAGUGGGCUCCGUGUGGUCGAUAGAUGGAGAAGUUGGCAAAAUUUCAAGAUGUUUAGUGAGGAGGAUGAAUGUGAGACAAUCAAGUUGUUAGUGACAGUUGAAGAUACAGGUGUUGGGAUUUCACUUGAAGCACAAGGCCGCAUUUUCACACCUUUCAUGCAGGCUGAUAGUUCAACAUCUCGGACAUAUGGAGGAACAGGAAUAGGGUUGAGCAUAAGCAAGCACUUGGUGGACCUUAUGGGCGGCGAAAUUGGAUUCUUUAGUGAACCUGGCAAUGGAAGUACAUUUUCCUUCACAGCAGCCUUUUCAAGAGGUUCUGUGGACGCAAAGGGGAAAGAGUGUGACUCGGGUGUUUCAGACUUUGUUGGGCUAAGAGCAUUAGUUGUAGACAAUAAAACCAUUCGAGCAGAAGUCACCCGAUACCACCUUCAGAGGCUGAGGUUGAAUGUGAAGACAGUGUCCACAGUAGAUCAUGCAUGUUCAUAUCUAUGUUCUUGCUCAAAGACAAGUGAACCAGAGCAUUUGGACAUGAUUUUCAUUGAUAAAGACAACUGGAAUAAGGAGACUGCUUUUGCACUUUGUAACAUUGUAAAAGCUCUUAGGUCAAAUGGCUUGAGGUCUCCCCUGGGAUCCACUCCCAAAUUGUUUCUGCUGGCAACAGAAAUGAGCUCCACUGAACACAAUGAUCUGAAGUCAGAUGGGGCAGUGGAUUAUGUAUUAAUAAAGCCCAUUUGUUUGAGUACGUUAGUUUCAUGCUUUCGUGAAGCUGCUGAUUCUAGACAUAAGAGUCAAGUGACGAAGCAAAAACCCUCAACUCUUAAAGAUCUACUAAAUGGCAAACAAAUUUUGGUAGUAGACGAUAAUGCUAUAAACAGAAGAGUUGCACAAGGUUCUUUGAAGAGAUAUGGUGCAAUUGUGACGUGUGUGGAUGGUGGAGAGUCUGCUUUGGCAGUUCUUAAGCCACCUCACAAAUUUGACGUUUGCUUUAUGGACCUCCAAAUGCCACUUAUGGAUGGGUUUGAGGCAUCCCGACGAAUCCGCGAUCUAGAGAAUGAAUAUAAUGGAAGAAUAAAUUCUGGAGAGAGAUUGGUUGAUGAUACUUCUGGCAAAGAGGGUCGUUGGCAUAUGCCAAUAUUAGCAAUGACAGCAGAUGUUACCAGUGCCACAAAUGAUGAGUGUAUGAAAUCUGGGAUGGAUGGUUAUGCAUCAAAACCAAUUGAUGAAGCACAGCUAUUUUCAGUAAUGUCACGUUUGUUUGAAUUGGAUUGAUUCAUGGUGCCCUAGGCAGGCGGAUAUAUAGUACCCUCGGAUGGCCUCAAAGGAAGGAGCUGAUUUUACUAAGCUGUUCAAAUAUCUGACCUUUUGACUUUGCUGUGGAGAUCAACACACGUUCACGACAUUUCAGUCGGAGUACACUUGAAUUUAGUCCAAUCUGGGUUCUUGCCUGCGAUGGUUAGUGCUGGCAAUGCGAGUCCCCACAACACAUAAACGCUUCUGGAGCUCAACCAACAGUUCAACUUCUUGUUCAUAACUUCCCAAGGUGCACAAAAAAGAAGAUAAAUUUCUGCAGCUGUGAAUAUACCCUCCUGUCUAUCCGUGUGUCGUCAAUUCUUUGGUUUUUGACCGGUUCCAUCUGCACAGGUAUGCACGAGGCAACUCGGAGACGAUUCAUGCCUCUGUAAAUGCUUUCCCACUAAGAAUAGAUAGCUUUUGGUUCUCAAAUUUGUCUCUGUGUAAAUGCUUGUAAUGUGAGUGAAAGGUAUGGUUAGGACCCUUUUUUUCAAAAUUAUCAUUUUUUCGUGUUGUAAGUAAAUGAUACAGUUGUAUGUCUGUAUGCCUAUAGGUAGUUAUGACUCUCUUUGGUUUUAGAAUGUGAAGUAAUAUAUAGAGUUAAUUUCU
This is a messenger RNA of Cuscuta campestris, 4849 nucleotides long. The record is from the annotation of a GenBank genome assembly. Lineage: Eukaryota; Viridiplantae; Streptophyta; Magnoliopsida; Solanales; Convolvulaceae.